CAGGUCAGCUCAAACAUGGAGAAAGGAGCAGGGAGACAAAGAGGAGGUGAAGAGGAGGAGAUUCUAGAGGUGGAGGAGACAGGUGCAGCAGGGCAGUGGAGGGAAACGGAGGUGCUGGCUCUUCUGUCAGUGUGGGGGGAGCUGGGAGCAGCUCAGAAUUCAGGUGUACGCAGUAGAGCCACAUUUGAAUGCAUCUCAGAGCAGCUGAAAAGGCUGAGCGUGCUGCGUGGCUGGAGGGAGUGCCAGGCCCAGUGCAGGAGGCUGGGACUUCAGGGCAGGAAGGCUGAACAGCCAGGCACAUCCACCAACUACAGCCAGGGGGAAGCAGCCAUGAUGGACACCCAAAUGAACCAAAGUGACUGGGAAGAAAAGGAGGAUCUUACCAGUGAGAAAGAGGCUCACUCUUCCUCAGUCAUAAUACAGGAAGGAGGCCUGUGUCAGAUUCUUCACGAGGCUCUCCCUUAUGCCCAAUACGUAGGCCGCCAUUGGACAGAUGAGGAGGUGCGAGCUCUGCUUUGUGUCUGGUCUGACCGCCACGUCCGCCAACGCCUCAAAGGAACGCUACGCAACAAGGCCAUCUUCCAGGAGAUGGCCCGCUGCAUGCAGAGGGGCUUCGGAGUGGUGCGCAACUGGAAACAAUGCCGCACUAAAUACAAGAACCUCAAGUAUGAGUACAAGACAGCCAAGAGUGCCCAGGACGCUGCAGGCAGCAGUGGAAGUGGCCCAGGAAGGUACAUGAAGUUCUUUGAUGAGGUAGAGGCCAUAGUGCUGGACAGGGGAUUUGAAGGGUGCCAGGAUAUGCAGAGAGGACCUGAAGGGGACCAGGGAGCUGGGAGGCUGGGCCCUCUUGAAGGCAAGACUCAGUCUAAAGAACCUGAAGGAGACCUGGUCAUUGAGAUAGACGAUGAUGACAACAGUGACGAUUAUGAGCUAGACACAGACCAAAACCAAAGGGAAUCAGGAGUCCAUCUAUCACCAUUGGAUCAAUCUAGCUCCGAGCAGUUCCACGUGGUAACGGUGUCUGACACAGGCCGGAACUGGAGUGACCAGGAGGUGCAUGCUCUGAUCCAGGUGUGGUCGGAGGAGGGUGUGUGCAGGCAGCUGGAGAGCUCCACCAGGAAGAGGGAUAUCUUUGUGCAGAUCUCCUGCCGGCUACUGCAGCAGGGGGUGGAGCGUGACUGGAAGCAGUGUCACACCAAAUACAAGAACCUCAAGUACCUGUAUCGCUCCCUACAGAGGGGCAGGGCUGACAGCACAGACCCACGCCAUCUCAUGAGGUUCUAUGAUGAGGUGGAUGCCAUUUUGACCAGGUCUGAUAGUGGACCUGCCAUGGGAUAUGAGGAACAAGCAGAGGCUGGCGCCAUUUUGGCUGGGGCCAUGGUGGGGUAUGAGGAUGACACAGGUGCCAUGACUUGUCCAGUUAACUCUUACACAGCUCAAAGUCAUGAGGUUAUCCCAAAGAAUGAGGACAAACAAACACACACAGACAAUUCUGAUACCGAUAAAAGACAGGAUCUGACUGCAAAAAGAGGACUGAAAAGGAAAGCAUUGAUUCAAGAUACCUGUAGAAUUGUGAAGAAAAAUGAUACUGGGAGCAGCUGUGCUGAGAGUAUUGAUUUCCAGUGCAAAUUGGAGGAGGAACAAAACAUUCCCAUUACAGAGAUCAACUCAGUCUACUCAAUGGCAGCCUCUGUCCGACAAAAACAGAAAAUCAGUCGUGACUCCUGCAGCACAUUUCUCUUUCUGCGCCGAAUCCACGAGUUGCAGAUUUUUAGAUUAUCUACCAACAUGGCACCUGCAUCAGUGCUGAAACUUGGACAGAAACUAAAUGAGGGAAAGACCAAGCAGAUAUUCGAGCUCGUGGAUGAGCCAGGCCAUGUUCUGGUCCAGUCCAAGGACCAAAUCACCGCCGGGAAUGCGGUGAGGAAGGACCAGAUGGAGGGUAAGGCCGCGAUCGCAAACAGAACCACGAGCUGUGUUUUCAAGCUACUGCAGGAAGCGGGCAUUAAGACAGCCUUUGUAAGGCAACAGUCGGAGACUGCGUUCGUGGCGGCCCACUGUGAGAUGAUCCCCAUUGAGUGGGUCUGCCGGCGGGUGGCUACUGGAUCCUUCCUGAAGAGGAACCCAGGCGUCAAGGAGGGCUACAGGUUCUCCCCUCUGAAAAUGGAGAUGUUCUUCAAGGAUGAUGCCAACAAUGACCCUCAGUGGUCGGAGGAGCAGCUGCUGGAGACUAAGUUCUCUCUGGCUGGGCUCAACAUUGGCCGCUGUGAGGUGGACAUCAUGAACCGCAGCACUGUUGCCAUCUUUGAGGUUCUGGAGAGGGCCUGGGCCACCCAGAACUGCACACUGGUGGACAUGAAGAUUGAGUUUGGUGUGAAUGUCCGCACCAAAGAAAUUGUGCUUGCUGAUGUGAUUGACAAUGAUUCCUGGAGGCUGUGGCCUGCGGGAGAUCGGAGUCAGCAGAAAGACAAACAGGUGUACCGGGACCUGAAGGAGGUGACUCCUGAGGCCAUGCAGAUGGUGAAGAAAAACUUUGAGUGGGUCUCUGAAAGAGUGAAGCUUCUGCUGGAGCCCAAGGCCUGUGGCAGAGUGGUGGUUCUGAUGGGCUCCACCUCUGACCUAGCCCACUGUGAGAAGAUCAGGAAGGCCUGUGGCUCCUACGGAAUCCACUGUGUCCUCCGAGUCACCUCUGCACACAAAGGACCAGACGAGACUCUUCGCAUCAAAGCUGAAUACGAAGGAGACGGAGUACCGACUGUGUUUGUGGCUGUGGCGGGCAGAAGCAAUGGCCUUGGUCCAGUGAUGUCAGGAAACACCGCCUACCCAGUCAUCAAUUGCCCUCCUAUCACUCCUGACUGGGGGGCACAGGACAUCUGGUCAUCUCUUCGCAUGCCCAGCGGUCUUGGCUGCUCCACAGUCCUCUCCCCUGACGCUGCAGCCCAGUUUGCAGCUCAGAUCUUUGGGCUCAGUGACCACCUGGUGUGGUCCAAACUGCGGGCCUCCAUGCUCAACACCUGGGUGUCUCUGAAGCAGGCUGACAAGAAGCUGCAGGCCUGUAGCCUGUAAGGAGCCACCUGUACUGUACCAUUCCAAUCCCUGUCAGAGCUCUCUAAGAUGGGCAUUGUGAAGGGUCACUGCUUGGCUGUGUCAUGUCUAAAAUAUUUACCAUGUAAAAUCAGCCCUACAACACAUUUCUCUAAUCAUUCCCUUAAUAAAGUGAUUCAUGUGUAUAAA
Oncorhynchus masou masou (cherry salmon) is the source of this 3234-nucleotide messenger RNA. Its product is annotated as multifunctional protein ADE2-like. Gene Ontology annotation, molecular function: phosphoribosylaminoimidazolesuccinocarboxamide synthase activity. The transcript is spliced from 16 exons. Bases 16 to 3066 code for a protein of 1016 amino acids. Lineage: Eukaryota; Metazoa; Chordata; Actinopteri; Salmoniformes; Salmonidae. Gene Ontology annotation, cellular component: cytosol. Gene Ontology annotation, biological process: 'de novo' IMP biosynthetic process. The record is from RefSeq and is a predicted model, not a curated record.